Messenger RNA from Lycium barbarum (goji berry), 417 nucleotides. RefSeq lists its product as uncharacterized. The record is from RefSeq and is a predicted model, not a curated record. The coding region runs from base 1 to 417 and encodes 138 amino acids. Gene Ontology annotation, molecular function: catalytic activity. The transcript has a single exon. NCBI's taxonomy places the organism in Eukaryota, Viridiplantae, Streptophyta, Magnoliopsida, Solanales, Solanaceae.
AUGGGUGACUUUAAUGUCAUCAUGGAAUCAAGUGUGAAAAAAGGAUUCAGAAGUCAUAGAUUCUGUAGAAGUUUGGGUUUUAGCAAAUGCAUGGAAGAAUGUGGAAUGAUGGAUGCAGGAUUUUCUGGGAAUAACUUUACUUGGACUAAUGGAAGAAGGAUGAGAAACAGAAUCAUGAAAAGAUUGGAUAGGGUUAUGUACAAUGAUAAAUGGUUAGAAGAAUUUUCUAUUGUUACCGUUAGACACUUGCCAAGAACAGCGUCUGACCAUAACACCAUCCUACUCAAAUGUGCUUUGAGUGAUACACCUCCUAUCAGAUACCUCAAAUUCCUCAAUUUUUGGACUGACCAAAUAGAUUUCAAGGAUAUUGUGAAGAACAAUGGGAGGAACAUGUCAAUGGCAAUGCCAUGUAUGUGA